Rattus norvegicus (Norway rat) is the source of this 1808-nucleotide messenger RNA. It is a transcript of the gene Lyrm7, whose product is annotated as LYR motif containing 7. The transcript has 5 exons. The coding region runs from base 20 to 334 and encodes 104 amino acids. Gene Ontology annotation, biological process: protein folding; mitochondrial respiratory chain complex III assembly. The record is from RefSeq and is marked validated. Lineage: Eukaryota; Metazoa; Chordata; Mammalia; Rodentia; Muridae. Gene Ontology annotation, cellular component: mitochondrial matrix; mitochondrion.
GUCAGCGGCGUGGGCAGCCAUGGGUCAGCCAGCCAAGGUUUUACAGCUCUUUAAAACACUGCACAGGACCAGACAACAAGUUUUUAAAAACGAUAAGAGGGCAUUGGAAGCAGCCAGAGUAAAGAUAAACGAAGAAUUCAAAAAACAUAAAAACGAGACAUCUCCAGAGAAAAUAAAAGAGAUGCUGAAAAUAGGUUCUGAUGUUGAAUUAUUGCUCAGAACAUCUGUUAUUCAAGGAAUCCACACUGACCACGACACACUGCAACUGGUCCCCAGGAAAGAUCUUCUUACAGAAAAUGUGCCGUACUGUGAUGCACCAACCCAGAAGCUGUAAAGCUUCCAGGAUAAAACCCGCCUCUGCUCCUUCCCACUUUAAAUAUAUGCCUGGCAAAGUCCUGAUGCACAUGAUUCUCUGUGAAGCGGCACGUUGCAAAUGAGCGGCAGGCUGAGGGCUACAGAGCACUGCCAUGCUCUGAGGACAUAGACGUGCGUGUCACUGACAGGCAGCCCUUACGGGCGACUGAAUGCUUGGGGAGGUGGGACACCCUCUCUUUCCCUUUGGUAGGUGUUUUGGUCUUACCAAAGCUGUUUGCGGAUGAAGCACUUUACCAAGUUGGUGACUUUUCAUCUCAUGGGAAACACACCUGCUAAAUAUAAAAUGCUACAUUAGAUGGAUGUUUAAUCCCCAAAAUGUUGGUAAAAAAAUUAACAUUUUUCCGCCAGCUCUCUACUGAAAGCAGCCAUUGUUUCCCAAAGUCCCGUGGUUAUUUCUGUGGCAGACAAGUAAUUAUGUAGUGUAUUUCUCGGCAUUCUUAUGAAGACAACUCUCCCCUUUCUGUUUUGUAUGCAUGGGUGUUUUGCCUGCAUAAAUGUCUAUGCAGUGUGUGUGUGCAGUGCCUGCAGAGGUCAGGAGAGGGUAUUGGAUCCCCUGGAGUUAUAGAUGGUCACGAGUUUCCUAGAAGAGCAACCAGUGCUCUAAAGUACUGAGCUCUCUCUAGCCCCUAUAAAGUCAUUUUAAACAGUCUUCUGAAGUUAGAUAGAUGAAAUAUCAAAGUAACUCUGGGCCACUAUAGAAUAAGACAUCCUAACAUUUUUAGGAAGUAGUGGCCCUCUGUCAGGUGGCUGUGGUCUUCAUAGAAUUAGCUGUAUUUAGUUUACAGUUAGACUUUACUGAGAGGUGCUGUAGAUGACCAAAUUCUCUUUCUCCCCCACCCCUGUCUCUUUCUCUCUCUCCCUCUUUCCCUCUCUCCCUCUCUCCCUCUCCCACUCUCCCUCCCUCCGUCUCCUUCUCUCCCUCUCUUUUGAGACAGGAUCUCCCUGUGCCGUCCUAGCCUUGAACUCUCAGAUCCAAUUGCCUCUGCCCCCCCAGUGCUUUACAUAAUCUGAUCUCCAGUGCUCCAAAUAGAUAAACAUAGUAAUAAUAAUUGGACUUUAUCACAGUUAAAAACAUUUGCAUAACUAUUAGUGAACAAUUUCAGAUGAGGUGAUGUCUGUCAUAUAUCUGAUGACUUUAUACAAUAUAUGUUACCAGGGAUGUAAAAAGAGUUAUCAGACCAUAUAAAGAACUUCAAGUAUAAGAAAGCAAGCAGGGGCUGAGACUGCUCAGAGGUCAACAACUCUGCUCUUCCUUAGGACCUGAGUUCAGUUCCUAGAACCCUUGUCAGGUAACUCCAUCUCCAGGGGAUCCAGUGCCCUCUACUGGCCUCCGAGGGCACUGCAUCAUAAGUAUAAACUCAAACCAACAGUAACAUACAUACACAUAAUAAAGAAAUCUUGAAGCAAGCAACAAUUAAAAAAAAUUAAAACAA